Messenger RNA from Durusdinium trenchii, 8163 nucleotides. The record is from the annotation of a GenBank genome assembly. NCBI's taxonomy places the organism in Eukaryota, Dinophyceae, Suessiales, Symbiodiniaceae.
AUGAUAGGUUUGUUGAGCCUGAGACGAGAAACUGCUGAUAUGGGGCCCCGAGCCAUGGGAUGGUGGCAAGCCUGGUUUUCAGGCACCAUUCUAUCUGCCGUUGCUGAGCACGCUUGUCAGGAACAUCGAAGACAGUUUGAAUUUCAUUGCGCUUCCGGUGGUCAAUGUGUCAAGGCGUCCAGCCGUUGCGAUGGUCACAUUGACUGCUCGGAUGGUUCUGAUGAACAAUGCGGACCCGAGGACAGGGACAUUCUAGCCAUGGAGCAGGCAGAGCUGGCGGGCGUCGUCAACAACGGUACAGAGGUUCCUGGUGGCCUGGACAAGCAGGUCAAGGUUGAUCUUAAACGAGAAGCCCAGUUGGCUUUGCAAAAGGCCCAGCGUGAAGACAAGCAUUGCCAAAACGCGGAAGCUGGCACUGAAUGCUUUAAUCACGUGUUGUAUGCGAUGAGCCAUGGUAUUUAUCAGCAUCCCAAGUGGUAUCCUGGCCUGACUACCGGAUCCAGCUUCGGUGAUUUUCAGGCUUUGCUUCACCUACUGCCUGGCAAUGCUUGCACCCGACCUUGCUCUGAGGCAGGAUGCCUGCGGCUAUCAGCGCAGUUUGCCUGCCAGACUCGGGUGGAGUGGCUGCGGCAGGUGGAGCUGCUGCAACACCAUUCAUGGUACCCGGAGCUCACAGCGCGAAGCAGCUCCGAGGCGAUUGCAAAGGCGCUUUGGCAACGUGGAGAUCGUGCAUGUCAACGUCCGUGUGGAGAGCACGAGGCAGAUGAUCCGGAACUGCUGAAGGCCGUGAAGCGACCUGCCCCAAGUGUCCACACGGCUCCGGAGCCGCAAAAGCAGCGGGUACCAGCCGUGAAGAAGUUGACACGCCAGGUUUGUCUGGAACACGGAGUGAGCUACUUGCCACUGGACAUGAUGGGCUUCGCUCCACGACCAGCAGACAACCCGAAGUCAUGCCAGCUGAUGUGUGCUCAACAGCCGGGUGGAGCCUACUACAGCUUUUUCAUUCCGACUCAGACUUGUCACUGCGAGGCUGCAGAGGUAGGAAUGCCACACAGAGGAUGGGGCUUCAUCAGUGGCAGCACCGGCUGUGACCAUGUUCAGCAGCACCCUGACACGGUGGCAAUCAUUCAGCUUAUGGACCAUGAAUGCUACCAGGCUGGGGUGGACUUUACAGGCAUUUUGAUAGAGUCCGGCUGGCAGGCCGAGGGAGGCAGGUCAUCGCCACAGCCCGAUCAGCCGACAUGUGCCUUGGCGCGCCGCAGAGAGCCGGAGCAGACGCCGCAGCCGUCAAUUAGACGCGUGGCCGAGGAUCCUGAUGAUCCUGGAUGCCACAAAGGACGACGCGCAAAGGAGCUGAAUGACGUGGGCAUCCGCUUGAACAAGGAGCGGCCCAAGAUUUCUGUGACGAAGACGCAGCUCGGACAGCAUGCGAACGUGAAGAACAUGACGAUUGUCGUUUGUGUGGUUCGUGGCUUCGUUCAGACCUGUUUUCUUACGACAUCCGACACAGCGGUGCAGGACUCCAGAGUGGACCGUCAGAAGCGACAAGAGCUAAUCUAUCGGCAGUUCACGGUCGCGAAGCAAUGCAUGGAUGAAACUGGCCAGGCAAUGACGGAUGGGCCAUUGGAAGCCUUGCACCUAGCCGCCCAGCGGUGCAAAGAUGCUUUAGAGACUGGAGACCUGCAGACCUUGACUGCCUCCCUGGACCUCGGCCGCACAUUUGCCGCCGAGCUGCCGAAGAUGCCGCAGCAGACCGCGGACCCCAGUCCUGGCAACGGUGCCACUGUGAGGCCGAGCGCCAGGUUUGCCCUGAAUGCGUGGCGACCGACGUGGCCCUCUGAAACCCAUGCGCUGCAUCCUUUGCCUGUGGAGGCCAAAAUGCAGGCCUCUGUGCCAGCUCAAGACGAGUCGGCCGGAGAAGAGGGCAAGAAUCCUUGCGAACCUGCAAAGCAUCAGGAGAAGAAGGAUUUGGCUGAUGCUGCCGCAAGAGGCGGACAGCAUGCUAAAGCACUGCGGAUGUACGAGGAGCUAUUGCAAGAAACUGACAUCGCCCGUGUGGCAGUUCUAUGCAAUGCGGCUUUGAUGGCACUGAAAGUGGCACCCUUGCAAUGCCGUUGGCCUUGGGUCAAGCAUAUGCUGCACCUUGCGCUGAAGUACAGCAACGAAGCCUUGGCGCUGGAGCCCGACAAUGUCAAGGCACACUUCAGGCGUGGAUGCGCGCUGGAAGCCCUCGAGCGCUUUAGGGAUGCCUACUUCGCUUACUCUGCAGCUUUUGCCCUUGACCCAGCAGAUGCACGAAUACGGGCAGCUUUUGAUCGCAUUGGUCGCUAUGGCCCUCAUGAACUGGGUGCUGAGCUGAAGGCUCAGAUUAAUGCCACAGGCACGUCGUGGAGGGGCAGCCGGGCCAAAGGUGCUCGUCGUGCCGGCACGGCAAAGGCAACGGAGACACCGCCUCCUGAUGGGCCAUUCCGUUCUGAGUGUUGCUUUUGCAAAGCAAGUGUUGUUGGUGGCGAUCUUUUUGCUUCACCGUGCGGCCAUGGACCUUUUUGUGGGCGUUGCCGGCGACAUGUGGAGGAGGCUGGCCGUGGCUUGAGUAUAUGCUUGCUUUGCCAACGUUCGGGAGCAAGCGCUGAGCAGAUGCUGAUUGCAGAGUGGGUAAGUGCUGACGCCCUACAAGCCGGUCCGAUUCCAGAUGAGGCUGCAACGCAAGGCCGCUUCGCUCGACGCCCCUUUGGACCGCGCCGUCCACCUGAGAUGGUGCAGGAGACCGACCUGGUUGCCCCGUCGCGACGGAGUCGGAAGCAGAAGCUCCUCGAGGAGGAAGAAGAGAAACGACGCAUGGAGGAGGAGGAGGCUGCGAAAAUGGAACAAUUGCGCAGAGAAGUCGAAGCUGAAAGGGAAGACUUUCCGGCUCCACAUUUAUUCCCAGAGAUCAACGCCGUCAAGCGCCUCAUGCGGCAGGACUUUGAUCCCGGGCAUUUGGUGUUGCGGAGAUGGCUGAAGAAAGGGAAGUCACAAGGCUUCGUGACGGUACCCUUCGCCAGUGCACUACGACCUGUAGUGGCCGAUCCGGACGUGAACAUCUGCAUCGUGAGCCGUCGGGAGUUUUCGGACAAAAGGACCAAGGCGUGGCAGGACAAGUUGGAGGAACUCCCUCUGUUUGAUAUCAGCGGGGUAGUCGAGACGCCGGAUGACAUCGAUCCGCUCUCACCUGCCUUCCGCACUCCAUUGGACCAACUACCAAGUCAUGAGGAGCUCCAGAAACAGCUACAAGAUGCCAAGGUGAUGAAGAAAUUGUUGCGUACCUCGGACCGGAGCAUGGAGGAAUUACGCGAACGUGCCACUUCCAAGGUGGGACAUGACAAAGUUCUGCAUGAAGUGGCGAAUCAACUCCCUGCGCGGUUGCUGACAGAGGAGUAUCGUGACUUGAUCCGGAGCACCGUCAUUGAGGUCUUGAUGGUCAUGUGGUCCAUGCAUGCCUCAACCGGCUCUACCAAGUUGAGGUGGAGGCUGACUUGUACGGACAAGCAGGAAGCACCCACCCCGGAGACUUCCCUGAGAUCGAUUUUUCUGCUUGCCGGCGAACCCUUGGAGUUCAUCCCACAGCAGUUCGUUGACAGGAAGAAGUUCUCGGCUGAGCAGCUCCUGUCGCCAGAGCAGAUCCGGCGAAUGGACUCUGAGGCCUGGGCAGGAAGCUUGACAAAAAAGGGCACCAAUGUGUCAGAGGCCUUCAAGCAAGUGCCACCGGGCUGGAUGACAGUUCUGAAGGGUGACAGCUGGCCGGGCAUGAGGGGCAAAGGUGCAGUGUAUCGGCUUCCUCAGUUUGGCAAGCGGGUCUACGUUGAGGUGGACGUCCUUGAGGCACCACGGAUUGCGGCAGGAACGACCCCUGAGGAUGCGGAACCUGAACAGGAAUCCAGUCCUUCCUUCCAAUCCUUGGGGCCCUUGGCGGGGCUGGCUGCAUUGCUCUUUGCUGUGGCUCGGCAGACCUACUUCUUCAAGGUGGGCAAUGAUCUUCGCUUUGAGCUUAACAAGACCCUUCGAGCACUUCAACAACGUCCACAAAGCUUAGAAGCCGAGACGCGCGCGGGCCUGACGGACUUUGAACAGAGACUUUGGACCGAUUUGGAGCCGGAUGAAGCACCUGUGGUGCUGGUCGUUGGCUCCGAGACCGAAACAGGGCAAGUCGUGCUCAGGAAGCUGAUCACCAGUGGCUACCCCUGCUUUGGGCUCCCAUCAGCUGCAGAAGCUACUGGCUUCCCUGGCUCGCGAAGUAACGUGAUGAAAGGUCAGAAGACAUAUCUUGGAAAGGUGCCAGACAGCCUUUACGAUGCUGUGGCUGGCGUGGACAAGCUGGUGAUUUGUGACUGUGAUUCUGAUGAUUUUGAUGAAACGCAGUCUGAGGUGAUCAGCAACGUCCUGAGGGCGUGGCAGCUCUAUCGUCAAGACUUCGCCGAGCAACAGCGGGCCUUCAACAGUAAGGUGCAGAUCUUUAACUUUGACCGCACCACGGACUUCGAGCUGUGGGACUUGGAACGGCAAUAUCCCUCCGACAUGUGCUAUGGUUUCCAACGAGCAGGUUGGACCCGGAACUCGCAGGGAACGGCGCACUUCGUUGGCCAGUUCUUUGAGGCUUUCGGGCAAUGCCAGCUGAGGUCUCCGAAGCUGAAGCUGAACUUCUCGCGUUUCGGAGGGCUCCUGGUCGGCGUCUACAACGGGGCCGUGAAAAACAAGUUUUCUUGGUUUCUGCGCACUUCGGACUUUGAAAGAACGCGCGUUCAGUUCGAGUUUGACUUUGAGUGCGAGGCAGGCAGCUGGAACUAUGUCCGGAUGCCAUUUAAUGCCUUCAAAGCAGUUCGCACGGAUGGUGUGGAACUCCCUGAUAGCGAUUUCCAGCUUCGGCGGGAAGAUGUGGUGCAGAUGGGGGUGGUCUUCCGCACCUAUGGCGAAGAACGCUACUAUCAAGGUGAUCGCAUGAACUUCUUCUCCUUGGCCAUUGACUACGUGAAAGCCUUCAAAUUGCAGAAAGAGCCGCAGGUGGCAUUUGUCGGCAAAGUGGACCAAGCCGGUCCUGUCAUUAUGGAGGCAGAGGCAGAGACUCCAGAGGAAUCGAGUUCCUCGAGGGGGCCUUACAACGGGCUCUACACCCCGCCAAAGACGACGGCAGAGGCAGUAAUAGAAAGCGGCCUUGCCUUUACCAUGUUGCGGGUGAAGGGGCUCAACGAGCACCCUGGAGGCAAGUUUCCGGUGGUUUUGCAUCAAGCGCCACUCGAGAGGCCUCACUUGUCAUAUCGAACAGCGGACGUGGGCUCGAUCUCUCGCGGAGACGUGGCGGCGCUACUGGUGUCUGCUAUGUCUGAACCGAACUGCGUCAACGCGGAGAUUGUGGCAGGCGAACCUGCCGGGGAAACUGACAGCUCUGUGAUCACAUCCACCCUCCAGGUGGACCACGUCCGACGGGAGCUGGGUUUUGCUGGGUUGAGGCUAUUUGAAGCAACUGCGGCCAAACAAGUGAGGGUCAUCAUCCCCUGCGCGCAUGAGGAUGCUUCCAUUGAUGAUUUUAUUGAUGUGCUAGAGGAGACUGGCACAGCACCACGCCAGUACUGCAAGUGCAUUUACGUCUACAACAAGAUUGACCUGCUGAAUGUCAGUCAAGUGGAUGAGCUGGCAAGACAGCCGUAUUCUGUGGUGGUCUCUGUGAGCAAAGAGUUCAACCUGGAUGGCCUGCUGGAAAGAAUUUGGCAGGAGUUGGACCUAAGAAGGGUCUACACCAAGAAGAAGGGCCACUUCCCAGACUUCACGGAUCCGAUUGUUUUGACCUGCCAACGGGGCAACAAAACCUUCACCGUGGAGAAUGCUGUUGGUUUGCUCCACAAGCAUGGCAAAAAGACUGGCACUACAUUGGCCGGUGGCAACACACAAGUGGAUCCAAGUGGCAAAAAGGACGGGCGCUUCUUGCGUGGCUUUCAGCCCGCUCCGUCUCACGUGGCGCCAGGACGGGCCAUGCGGCUCUUCAUUCGUGCGCUUGGUGGGGAGACGCUGCCCCUGGAGGUGCCCUCAACAGCCACUGUGGUCGCCCUCCAGCAGCUGUUGGCAGAGAAGGAGCCUCUCGAGCCGGUAGUCCCAGAGUUGCAGCCACUGGAGCCAAAUCCAGAAGAGCUUGGAACUGUCAAGAACGGAUGCCACCGAACUUGGUACUGGGGACCAUGUAGUGCUUUGGUUAUUUUCUCGCUCAUUGCCUUCAUUGCCUUCUCUGGAAAGACCUCCUCGGAACUGGCUGUUUCAGAGGGCCUAGAGGAUCUCACCGGUUUGAGCUCUACCACGUCAUGUUCUGCUGUGGAUUGUAAAGGCAACUUUGCCCGACACGGCUCGGCUGUGCGCUGCGAUGGCAAAGCAACCUCCCAGAAGUGCAUCAACACGUGCUGCACGAGAGAGAUCAAAUGCUCGCGGCUUGGAGCCGGCUUUUGCGGUGGGGUGGGUGCUGGCUUCUCCCGUCGGGUGAUCACAUUCUUGGAUGAAGGGCUUCCACUGCGCACAGGCACCUGCAAGGGUGAGGAGAAUUGCAAGAGCGCCUGCUGUCAGGGACUAUGUCGAAAAACAACUUGCCCAGCCGACCGUUGCCCUAUGCCAUAUGCGCCGAGGAAAUGUACUUACGGCAGCUGCGAGGAGCAAUGUUGCUACGACAAGGAGGAGUACUGUGGAUGGGGACCCAACGCUUACACCCGCGCUUGCCGCAAGUGCAAAGACACCUUGACGUAUUGUGAAGAAAAGCUCGGCAUUUCCCGCUCUUCUGUGACCAGAGACGAGUGGAACAGGAUUGUGAUGCGGAAGGUGGAGCAGGGGAAGUUAGUUCCUGGCUGCGAAGAAGAUCAUUACCUGAGGUGCGAGGACACCAAGCUGAAGUUCAGCCUGACCACGGUCUUCCCAUUCCACAAGACGGCGGAGGGCGUGAGUGCGAAUACGGUGGCCGUCUUGCCCGGCGGUACCGAAGCCAUCAGUGGUGGAAACGACGGGACGGUGUGGGAUUGGCGCAUAGCUGAUGGCAAACCCUUGAAGAACUUUACAGAAGAUACAAACCCCAUAUUGCAAGUUGCACCAUUCAACGAUGCCACCUACUUUUGUUCUGUCAGCCAGGAACAAGCCAUUGUUUGGCUGCUGCAGUUGCGAGAUGGGCUGGAGGUCCCUGGACGGACUGAGCUUCCUCAAGAUGACAGGAAGCACAAGAAGACGGCUCCGGGGAAUACGGCCUGCAUCGGAUUGAACACCUGGGAGACAGCGGUUGUAGGACAGAACAACAGCUUCGUGGUGAUUUGGCAUUGGAAGGCGGAUGCAUCGAUGACGGUGCCGGUCGAUCCGGAGCUCCAAUGGAUUCAACAGAUCAGGACUGAUGCUGGAUACCACCAAUGGCCAAAAUGGGAUAAAUCUAGUCAAUUGAUGGAUGCGUUCAUCAGGUGGCGCCGUCACAUUUUUGGCCUUGAUCGCGACUACGAUCGUCGCCUGAAAGAGGUCAACAUGUCCGAGCUGAUGAACUCGAAAGCGCCCAUCACUCCCGAGUCAGACGCACGGCAGCUGCGCCGUUCUGUCAGCCCAUGGCCGAACUACUUCAGCAACAUCAGGUGGGGCGAUGUUCCACACUGGUAUUACGAACCAGACAAUGGUUGGGGCAAGGUAAUCAGCUUGGUGGAGAUUCCAUCCAACCUGUGGUUCGUGGUGGGCUAUGAAUAUGGCAGCAUACGGAUUUGGAAAAGCUACAAUGGCUUCCUCCAGGCGAUCAUUCCUCAAGCUCACAUCGGCCGGGUGAAUGCAUUGCUGGCUCAGCCUGCAGGUGAUCAGUUUUGGUCUGGUGGUGAUGAUGGAUGGAUUCGACUCUGGCAGGCUGGCAACGGGCAUCCGGUGCGCUCACACUACGCGGUGUACGCUGGGCAAGUUAAAUCAUUGGCCAUGAUCCCCGGAGGAAAUGCCUUCUAUUCCGGCCAUAGCAAUGGCAAAGUCUAUGUGUGGCUGGUGUACUCCACUGAUAACAAGGAGACGGAUUGGCCUAUUUGCCACUUUAACCCCAAAGGUGGCGUGGUGAACUCGCUGGCGGUGAACCCUGGAAGCAUUGGGCAAAUCCUGGUGGCCUUGCAGGAUGGCUUGAUCAAGGUCUACACACAGGGACGUUGA